This is a messenger RNA of Miniopterus natalensis, 738 nucleotides long. The record is from RefSeq and is a predicted model, not a curated record. NCBI's taxonomy places the organism in Eukaryota, Metazoa, Chordata, Mammalia, Chiroptera, Miniopteridae.
AUGAUCCCCAAGGAGCAGAAGGAGCCAGUGAUGGCUGCCAUGGGGGACCAAGCUGGACCAGUCCCUUUGCUGGACCUGGGCAAGAAGCUGAGCGUGCCCCAGGACUUAAUGAUGGAGGAGCUAUCGCUACGCAACAACCGAGGAUCCCUCCUCUUCCAGAAGAGGCAGCGCCGGGUGCAGAAAUUCACCUUUGAGCUGGCGGCCAGCCAGCGGGCGAUGGUGCCUGGAAGCGACCAAGGGAAGGGGACUGGAACAGCGGAGCCAGGGACGGUUGCCGACAGCCCAGAGUUGCAGACCUGCCGCUCGGAGCUCCACAUCUUCCCGACCUCCCCUGGGGACCCCGAGGACACCCAGGCUGAGGCUUCCAGGGCAGAGAGGGCCCCCAGCCCCAGCGCCCUGGCACCAGGCUAUGCUGAGCCACUCAAGAGCAUCCCACCAGAGAAGUUCAACCACACGGUCAUCCCCAAGGGCUACCAUUGCCCGUGGCAGGAGUUCAUCAGCUACCGAGACUACCAGAGCGAUGGCCGAAGGCACACCCCCAGCCCUGCCCAAUAUCGAAAUUUCAACAAGACCCCUGUGCCCUUUGGAGGAGCCCUGGUGGGGGACAGCACGCCCAGGGCAGGCACCCCCUUCCUCCCGGAGCUCACCAGUGGCUUGGAACUCCUCCGCCUCAGACCCAACUUCAACAGAGUGGCGCAGGGCUGGGUCCGCAACCUCCCAGAGUCCGAGGAGCUGUAG